GUUUCUGGUGCUGCUUCCAGUUCGUUCGCAUCGCUGUGCCGGGAACUUUACCUCGUAAAACCUCUACAAAGGUUCAACGAAGCGAGGAUAUCUGGCGGCCGCAAUGGCAGACAACUCAGAUGACCGAGAGCAGAGCAGCAACCGGGAGUCAGCAUCGAGUUCUUGGCGAAUGAACGUGCUGGACCGCGAUGUGCCCGGCGAAACAUCUCGGAACAAUGGUGAUUCUCCAGACGAUCCAGAUAACAGCGAUGAAGAGAUUCCGGCGGGGAUGCAGUGCGCCGUGUGCUUGCGAAAGUACAAUACACUUGGUCGGCGGCCUAAGAUUCUAACCCACUGUGGUCACACCUUCUGUAGGCAAUGUUUGGAGACCGAAAACAGCCUAGGCUCAUUUAAAUGCCCAACCUGCCGUCAGCGCAACGACCUGUUCCGGCUUCUGCCAACCAACUAUGCGGUCAUGAGUCUCUUGGAGAUGAACUUGGCCAAGGGAGCGAAGGAGCAGAAAGAGAAAAAGGAAACGGAGAAGAGCAACGAGAGUUCGGAUCUCCCUUCGCGCUACGUCCCGCUGUCCGAGAGGAACAGGACGGAAGCGGAGGACGCACAAGCAGACAGAAGCAAACGAACUGAACCGUAUACGCAGAGACAGGAAUACCGUCGAUAUGGAAGCUAUGACUUGGAUUUACACUCGGAUACGGACCGUUCCCUCCGCGGCUCCACACGCGGGUACCAACUGGCGGCCACAGGGCUUUCGAAGCAGCGAAAGGAGGACCUAGACUUCUCCGGACGACGGUGGGCAGAUCGACACAGUAGCGAGUAUCGCCGUUACGGAAGAUACGGAGACUUGGAGCCGCGUCAGGAGAGCUAUACAGGAGUUCGACCUCGCCGAUACGAAUGGGGCAGUUGGCGUAACCUUGAGCAUCGACGGUAUGGAGAAUACAAAGACGAGCUGAGCAGAGAUUCAGAUGAAGACAUUGCCCCUUACACUGCGGGAAGGAGCAACAGGUUUCAAUUCACCGCCACUGAGAGGGCGAAGCUGCGUCGAGAGGGCAAGGAAGGAGCUCGUUCACUCAAAAGCUGGAGGGCAGGUAUCUUAAGCUCUGAGGACUCUUCUGACGACGAACUCUUGGGCGCCUGUGGUGGGACUACUAGACUUAACCGGCGGAAAGUUUUUUCCAGCGACGAUGACUUGGACCUCUCAGAGGAUUAUUCUUUUUCCAAAGGGAAGAGGCGCGACGAAGCGGAAAAAGAGAGGGGGUUGAGGAAAAAGUCUCAGUACAAAGGAACGAAGUUGGACGACUGGGGCAAGGAGUACAGGAGGGGCGAGGCUGAGGCAGGCAGGACAGGAAGAAACAGAGGAAAUGAAGACAAGGAGCUAGACGAGGACCUGCUCUUGUACGCCAUCCAGCUCUCCCAGAAAGAGGCAGAGCAAGAGGACUUCCGGAGCCUGGUCUCCGAGGUUUCGAAGGUAACGCCGCCGCGAGGAGUGAGGGAGAGGCAGAGAGAGAAGAGGGAAGAGGAAAGGGCGGAGGAGAGGAGGAAAGAGAGGCAGAGAGAGGAAGAGAGGAGGAAAAGAGAAAGAAAGGAGGAAAGGAAGAAGGAAGGAGUGGAGGAAAGGGGAAACAAUGAAGGAAAUGAGUCUGGAGAAGUCUGGAGAGGGAGUGAGGAGGAAGGGGGAAAGAGAAGAGAAAAAAAAGAAGGAGACGGGAGGAAAGGAAAGGAAGAGGGAGAAUGAAAGAAAUAAAGAAACAAGAAAAUUCAAAGGAA
Messenger RNA from Penaeus monodon (black tiger shrimp), 1761 nucleotides. RefSeq names its product zinc finger CCCH domain-containing protein 13-like. The record is from RefSeq and is a predicted model, not a curated record. Gene Ontology annotation, biological process: protein ubiquitination. The transcript has 11 exons. Bases 104 to 1729 code for a protein of 541 amino acids. Lineage: Eukaryota; Metazoa; Arthropoda; Malacostraca; Decapoda; Penaeidae. Gene Ontology annotation, molecular function: ubiquitin protein ligase activity.